AUGCCUGAUCCAAGGGGAACACAGUUAAAAGUUAAUGUAAACCCAGAGACCAUUUAUGACAUUCUUGAACGGAUCGGAAGAGGCUCUUUCGGGGAAGUUUAUAAGGGUGUGGAUAGAAGAACAAGAGAAGUUGUAGCUAUCAAGCUUAUUGAUCUGGAAGCAGCUGAAGAUGAGAUUGAGGAUAUCCAGCAGGAGAUCAAAGUUUUGUCUCAGUGCAACAGCCCGUAUAUCACAAAGUAUCAUGGUUCUUAUUUGAAAGACACUACACUAUGGAUCGUCAUGGAAUACUUAGGUGGUGGAUCGGCACUUGAUUUAAUGAAACCGGGACCUAUACCGGAAGUUCAUAUAUCCACUAUUUUGAGAGAGAUAUUAAAGGGACUAGAUUACCUACAUAGUCAAAGUAAAAUUCAUAGAGAUAUUAAAGCUGCUAAUGUCCUGCUUUCCUACAGUGGUGAUGUAAAGUUGGCUGACUUUGGCGUCGCCGGUCAGUUGAGUUCAACUAUAACUAAGCGUGGCACCUUUGUGGGGACCCCAUUCUGGAUGGCUCCGGAAUUAAUUCAGCGAUAUGCGUAUGAUUUUAAGGUAGAUAUAUGGUCUACAGGAAUUACAGCCAUUGAAUUAGCUAAAGGCGAACCACCUAAUGCUGACCUACAUCCAAUACGUGUUCUCAUGCUUAUCCCAAAGAACCCUUCUCCUCAGUUGACUGGCGAUUUUAGUAAGGUAUUCAAAGAUUUUGUAGAUUGCUGCUUGACUAAAGUUCCAGAAAAUAGACCAACUGCACAUGAAUUGCUACGUCACAGUUUUAUUAAAAAGGCUCGUAAAACAGCUUUUCUGCAAGAGCUAAUUGAGCGCUAUCGAAAAUGGCGUGAUGAAGGUGGAGAUGAUGAUGCAGAUGGUGAAUCUGACGACGAUGGACUUGUUCCAGACGAGGAAGAUCUUGUAAAUGCUCAUCCAAAUACUCCUGGAGCUCCUGUUGGUGCUGAAAAACCCGGUCAAAAGAAGAAACAUUUUGAUGGUAUGAGACCGGGAAAAGCGUCUGAUACAUUCAAGUGGAAUUUUGAAACAGUUCGUGCUAUGCCAUCACAGUCUGCACAGGUUUCUCAUAAUCCAGGUUCAGCUUACUCUUCUCCCGAUGUUUCUACUACCCACCAUUCUUCUUCAUCGUCACCAUCCAGUUCAGAUGCCCAGUCUGUUAUCAAGCGAACAUCUGGUGGUCCUGCACUUGAAGCCGAACGACGUCUCUCUGAUGGAUAUGAAUCACGUCCUGCGAACCCUGCAAUAGGGGGACCUCUUCAUUCGGGGUUUCAACCUUCACAAAUUGGUUUAUGUACAACAGAUGAAAAUUCUCGUGUCCAAAUGUCACGUUCAGCAAUGAAUUCAAAUCAGAAUACCACUGGUCUUAAUGCAUCUUCCGGCCCUACUAAUAUUCCGAUUAUCCGGCCACAAAAUGCUCAACCUGUUACUAGAAUUAUGGCUAGCGAUAUUCCUCAGUCUCGCCAAGUUUAUGUUGGUGAUCCUGGACACUCGAAAUUAGUCAACUCAAAGAAUAUUUCUACAUCAGCUAAUAACAAACCUCAACAUAGUCAAUCACCACCAUUGGUUGUAAAUCUGAAUAAACCAUCUUGUUUCCAUCAGCACGUUUUACCUUUGCUUCAGGAUCUUCAAGAUGUUUACAGUCAAGUCACUAGUGGUGCUUCGGAUCCGAUCUCCAAUUUAGCGGCUACGUUUCAGGCAGUUGAUGCUUCGUCACCUCAGUAUACAACCGAAUUUUUAGCGGAGUUAUUAACCCGUGUAUUGGAUAGCAAUCCACGAUUAUCUACCAAUGUUAGGCGUCGUGUACUAGAUCGCUUACGCAUGAAUUCAUCCGACUCUUAA
Molecule: messenger RNA, 1875 nt
Organism: Schistosoma mattheei
Lineage: Eukaryota; Metazoa; Platyhelminthes; Trematoda; Strigeidida; Schistosomatidae
Source: the annotation of a GenBank genome assembly